Molecule: messenger RNA, 2172 nt
Organism: Caenorhabditis bovis
Lineage: Eukaryota; Metazoa; Nematoda; Chromadorea; Rhabditida; Rhabditidae
Source: the annotation of a GenBank genome assembly
AUGGAUGAGGAUGUUGAAAUGGACGUUAUUGCGGACAAGUUCGAUGAUUGCGAUAUCGACGAUGCUCCGCUAGACAUUGCUUCUGAAGCUGGAUCUUAUUUUGACGAAGAAGAACUUCGAAGUCAAAUCGACGAUGAUGUUCUUCGAUCUUCACAAGAUCUAAAUUCUAGAGGAAGAUAUUUACCAAGAAAUAGACCUCCAAUCACAAUGCCCACUAUAAACAACGUAAUGGACGAAUAUGAGAGGAAUUUGUUUGAUGAUAAGAAUCGAGCAGAUCUCCUAUUUCCCACCGAAAUGUGCAAGUUGCAAAAUCUACCCGUCCACGAGAAAGAGAACUCCUGGGAGCCGUCGUUCGUAGAAUAUGAAAAAUACCCAACUCCCGAAUUUGAUAAAUCCCCAUUGACGAGGAGAAUACUGAAAAACAGCGAUUCGCAUAAUAAGGCUAAAGGAACGUCGCCGGAAUCCAAUAGCAUAUUCGCACAGUCGCCACUGUCAGGAAUUGUUUCUGAUGAAGUCGCCAAAACGAGUACACCAAAAAGAACAGAUGUUUCGAGAUUCGGCAAACCGAGGAUACCAAAUUUGAAUGUGUCGUCGAUUUCGUCUAUACAUCCCGGCAGCCCUGUGAGAGCCGUCAACCCUGUACAAACACCACCUUGCAAUGAGACAACCAUGUCGACUAAUGUCACAGUUAGUAAAACGAUGCUCGACAAUAUUGUUAACAACGCCGAAACUGAGACUGAUUUGCGAAUUUUGCUCGAGCAAGCGCGCAAACAUCGCUUUGAGACCAGAAACCCCCAAUUCGUUCGCGAAAAUGCAACUAUAAAUCGAACGAACACCUCAACAAAAACUGCAAUCGAAAAUUCUAAUCGGAUACUGAACGAUGUAUCAUCGAAUGCACAAGCACUUCGCUCGUCAUCGACUUCCUGUGAUUUACCAUCACGACCGCGCGCAGAUCCCACGAGAUCCACAAAUUCGUCCUAUCGGGAUGUCCAACGAGGCCAUAUUAGAGCUCGUCCCGAUUCUGCUCGUUCAAUGGCUUCUGAGAACAAUUCUAGACAAACUUCGAGAUUAGAGAAUAACCAGUUACGCUCAUGUUCGCGGGCUUCGUCAUUGUCGAGUGUUGCUUCUGUUCGUACAUCAGCUUCCAUAUCGCAAAAACCGCAAUUUCUGCAAUUGAGCGCAAAACGGCUGGCAUUCGGCGCAGUGGAUAUUGGGGAUAGUUUGGCAUUGGAAAUCGAAGUUGAGAAUAUUACGAAUCGAACUCAUCAAGUGCGUUGUUCCCUUGAUAGUACGACGAAAUCAUUCAAGAUUCUUGAUAAUCGACUCAUGCGGCUGGAAUCUGGUCAAAAAUCGCGAGUUCGAGUCGAAUUCAGCCCGGAAUGCAUUGGACGAUAUCAAGUUUUGAUAAGAUUUGAGAUUGUCGGUGUGAACGCUUUGCAAUCGAUUCCGAUUUGGGGAUUUGGCGGAAUCUGUCAAAUCGCUCCGAUUGUCCAAGGCGAUCUCUCGUUGUCGAAUUCCAAUGAUUUCGUCCUUCAAGCGAACACAUUCACCAAUCUCUCAUUUGUUUUGAGAAACAAUGGACGACGUGAUGGAUUCGCGAGAAUCGAUGUAUUUGACUCGAUGAUGAAGCCGAUCUCGUGUACAAUUUCGCCGGCGCGCGGAGUCAUCCUCAAACAUCACGGCGAAAGAAAAGUGAGGAUUCGAUUAACUGAGAAUCUGCCGAUGCUCAAUUCCGAUCAUCGAUCGGCGUCGUCAAUGUCGUCGUAUUCGAAUCGCCGAUCGCUUUCUGGAGCCGAUUUGUUGAUUAUGAUUCGUUGGGGAGAAGAAGUAUUGAGGCAUAGGCUGAAAUUGCUUGAAAAGAAGACUGGCCAACAUAUUAAAGUGGACGAGUGCGAUUUUACGCGGACUCCUUUCGACGGCGAACAGGAAUUCAAUGUUCCUGGAGGAUAUCCUAGUGUUCAUAUUGAUGACAAAAGCCUAUUUGAGGCUGGAUGCAGGACAACUAACAUUUUGGUAUACUCGACAAGGAAUGCUCGAAAAUUCGAGCAGGCGUAUCAUCGAAGCGCGUCGAGCUCGCUAGAUCCGAAUGAGGCAACGGUUCUCGAAACAACCGCAUUCCGACAUCAGACGCUGAUUCGAGACCAGGAUGUCACCCUAAUGCCUAGAAAAUGA